Molecule: messenger RNA, 1418 nt
Organism: Bactrocera tryoni
Lineage: Eukaryota; Metazoa; Arthropoda; Insecta; Diptera; Tephritidae
Gene: cbc
Product: protein CLP1 homolog
Exons: 4
Coding region: 124-1392 (422 amino acids)
Biological process (GO): tRNA splicing, via endonucleolytic cleavage and ligation
Cellular component (GO): nucleus; mRNA cleavage factor complex
Molecular function (GO): polynucleotide 5'-hydroxyl-kinase activity
Source: RefSeq, a predicted model, not a curated record
ACAAAAUAAUAGAACUAUUUAAUAUUUAAGCGUCAAACACGAUUUUUCUAAAGUAUAGUAAAUUCUCAAUAAUAUUACCUUGUUUGGCUAAUUAUAUUAUAUUUUGGGCACCAAACUGUAACAAUGUCUGACGAGGCCAAAGAAGGCGAAGAAUUCACAUUGGAAGCAGAUUCUGAGCUGCGUUUUGAAAUAGAAGACAAGGAUGCGAAAGUUCUCGUUACGCUCAUUUCUGGCUUUGCCGAAAUGUUUGGUACUGAAUUGGUUAAGAAGAAAAAAUACGAGUUUCUAACUGGCGCGAAAGUGGCAAUUUUUACCUAUCAUGGUUGCGUAUUAAAUGUAAAUGGCAAAACUGAUGUUAGUUACAUUUCAAAGGAGACUCCAAUGGUACAAUACUUAAACUGUCAUGCGGCCUUAGAACAAAUGCGUGCUAGCGCUGAAGAAAAGGAUGAACGUGGACCAAUUGCAAUGAUUGUAGGACCAUUAGACGUCGGAAAGAGCACACUGUCUCGCAUAUUUCUUAACUAUGCUGUGCGACUUGGAAGACGUCCGCUAUACGCUGAUAUUGACGUCGGACAGGGAUCUAUUUCUAUACCAGGUACUAUUGCUACAAUACUCAUUGAACGUCCUGCCAGCAUUGAAGAAGGCUUUUCUCAGACUGCACCCUUAGUGUAUCACUUCGGUCAUAAAGGCCCAGGUAGCAAUAAUGUACUAUAUAAAGCGACAGUAUCGAAAAUGGCAGAAGUAACGUUGGAAUCCAUGAAUGUCAACAAACGAACGAAACAUUCCGGCAUGAUAAUAAACACCUGUGGAUGGGUAAAGGGUGACGGCUACGCACACUUAUUGCACACAGCACAGGCUUUCGAAGUCAAUGCUAUCUUUGUAUUGGAUCAAGAGCGUUUGUAUAAUGAGCUUUUGAGGGAUAUGCCUUCGUUUGUGCGUGUCGUGUUGCUGCCAAAAAGUGGUGGUGUGGUAGAACGAAGUCGAGAUUUGCGUAGUGAACAACGCGACCUACGUAUUAAGGAAUACUUUUACGGCCAUCGAACACCCUUCUAUCCAUUCUCAUUUGAGGUGAAGUUUCAAGAUUUAAAGCUGUACAAAAUUGGCGCACCGCCGUUGCCAGAUUCCUGUAUGCCUAUUGGUAUGAAAGCGGAAGACAAUAAAACCAAGGUUGUGGCAGUAACGCCCAGCCCUUCAUUGCUACAUCAUAUAUUAGCUAUUAGUUUUGCUGAAUCGACCGAUGAGGACGUGAUUGGAACUAAUGUGGCUGGUUUUGUUUGCGUUACUGAUGUGGAUAUGGAUAGACAGACUAUAACUGUACUUUCACCGCAACCACGGCCAUUACCUAAUACCGUGAUGCUAUUAUCUGAAUUGCAAUUUAUGGACAUUGUCUGAAACCAUUAACACAAAUUUGUUGAAAA